UCUGCACGGGGAAGGAGUGGCGUCCGUGUGCCGGGGCUCUGUGUCUCCGUAGAAUCCUGGAAUGGUUUGUGUUGGAAGGGAUCUUAAAGUUUAUCUUCUCCUGUCGCGGGCAAGGACACCUUCAGCUAUCCCAGGUUGCUCCAAGCCUUGUCCAACCUGACGUGGACACUUUAAAGGGAUGGGGCAGCCACGGCUUCUCUGGGAAAUCCAUUCCAUCACCCUCACAGGGAAGAAGUUAAGUGGAAGCCAAAUAAGGAGGUGGGGUAAGGAGGCAGGAGCAUCCCCAGACACAGGACUUAGCGUUUUAUUGCUGAGGCAAAGAGAAGAAACACCAAUGUGUGUUCUGCUGUAACAUACUACCAUAAAAAUAUAAUUAACCACUGCCAGAUGCUUUGCCAAACACUUGAGGGAUGAUGCUGUGCACACAUGGGAUGUUAAGCCACUCUGGAGUGAUGCUGGUCCAUGGUGGAGCAGGUCAGGUGUCCAUCCCAGUGCGGAUGGAAAAGUCAGGCCCUGCUCCCAGACCUGUGGGUAAGAAUUUAACCUGGAGAGAGCCAGAGCCUGCUUGCACGGGAAACAACCCCGUCGGAUCAGUGCUGCAGGAAACAUGUGGGGCCCGCUGGAAAAAGUGCAGAUCCUGCACAUUUUUUUGCUUUUUCUACAGAAACCAACUUUAGAAGGUUGUGGGGUGUUGGGGGAUUUUUAUUUUUUUUUGUGUAGGUUUGCAUUUCUUGUGUCAGUGUAUGACUCUUAGUACAUGAUCCGUUUUUCCAGGAAAGGCAGCUCGCUACCAGUCAGCAAGAGAGAGAAUGCUUGUGGUGGUCCUUUGGUCUCUGGGAUUGGAUUUCAGAGCACCACCUGGACCCUGAGCAGAAUUCAGCAUAGCCAAGGCUUCCACAGGGAUUCUGCUUGCAUGGUGUGGAGAAAAAAUGAGCUAUUCCAUCAUCAUUUUCCAGGACAUGUUUUUGGCAUUACAAAGUGUGGGUGGGACUGUUUAAUUCCUCCAUAUCCUCCAGUUUUCUUCCAUAGUGUGUGAAAAUAUGCUGAAAUAUCUGUCUCCUGAGGUAACUUUCAGCUGAGAAUUAGAGAGUCAUAAAGGAACAACAUUAUUUUUUCUUCCUGUGGGUUAGAUUAAGUGUAUUUCUAUCAAUAGACAAGUGAAAUGUCCUUUUUACUUGCUGCUUCUUUUAUAUAUUAUUUUUGUCCUCCGUGCUCUGGUUUCCUUGCUCCUUUCUGGUGUGAUUUCUUCCCAGUGUUCAGAGAGUUCUCCAUGUGUGCUUUCCCACAUGCUUUCCUAUGAUACCUGAGCUGAUAUAGCUGGGAACUGCUCCUUUGUUCCCUCUUGGGAAGGUGGCUGUGGACAGCUGUUGGUCUUGGACAGCUUGGGGGGCACAGAAAGGGAGAAAUUAGAGCGGAAAAGGUGAUUGGACCCUCUGGGACUGAGGAGAAAAGCCCAGCCUGUGUGGAGCAAGGAAAAAGAGCAUGGCCUGGCUGGAAUGCAGGAGAGGAAGACACAGAGAUGGGGCAAAGGGAAGAGGAAAAAGUGAACCUGAGCAACAAGAGCCAGGUCAAUUUUGAGGAAGAGAGCCAGAAUCCACCCGCUGUGGGACACUGGAAGCCCCUGAUGCCAUCCAAAGGCAACAAGGAGGAGCCAGAGAGUGGAUGCCAGGAUGCUGGAGGUGUGCAUGAACCCCAGUCCACGGAGCAGCUCAAUGUGUCCCGGCUGCGCAGCUCCUCGGUGGAGAUCCGGGAAAAGGGCUCUGAGUUCCUGAGAGAUGAGCUGCACAAAGCACAGAAGGAGCUGAAGCUGAAGGACAAAGAAUGUGAGAGAUUGUCAAAAGUAAGGGAACAGCUGGAGCAGGAACUGGAGGAGUUAACAGCCAGCCUGUUUGAGGAAGCCCACAAGAUGGUGAGAGAAGCCAAUACCAAACAGGCUGCGGCAGAGAAACAGCUCAGGGAGGCCCGGGGCAAGAUUGACAUGCUGCAGGCAGAGGUGACGGCCCUGAAGACGCUGGUGAUCACAUCCACACCGUCCUCCCCAAACCGGGAGCUGCACCCUCAGCUGCAGAGCCCUUCCAAAGCUGGCUUCAGGAAGGGCCAUGGGCGGAACAAGAGCACCAGCAGUGCCAUGGUGUCAGCUGCCAGCCAGAACACGGCUCCAGAGCCUGUCAGCCGGGAAUGCAAAGAGCGUUCCUCCUUCUUCCCCCUCCUCUUGGACACUCCAGGUCGACUCCAUUUUAUUUGCCGAGUUCCAGGCCUGGAAGGAAUCUCCAACUUUGGACAAAUCCUGCUCCUUCCUGGACAGAAUUUACCAAGAAGAUGUAGGACCUUGUCUGGACUUCACCAAGCAGGAGCUGUCGGAGCUGGUGCGAGUGGCUGUGGAGCAGAACACCCUCACCAUCGAGCCAGUGGCUUCCCACACUGUCCCUGUGGGAAAGGCAGCAGCAGAGGAGUGUGGUGGCCCCAAGAAAUGUGCUCUGAGUGGCCUCCCCAGGACCUGCAAGCACCGGAUCAUGCUGGGGGAUUCUGGGAAUUACUACUACAUUUCCCCUUCCUGCAGGGCCAGGAUCACAGCAGUGUGCAACUUCUUCACCUACAUCCGCUACAUCCAGCAAGGCCUGGUGAGGCAGGAUGUGGAGCUGAUGUACUGGGAGGUCAUGCGGCUCCGGAGGGAGAUGUCUCUGGCCAAACUUGGAUUUUAUCCCAGCGAGAUGUAAGCAGAGCCCUGAGCGUGGAAGGAAACUGCUUCUGGAGGAAGGGCUUGGAAUGUGAAGCCUGUCCUGCUCCCUCCCACCUUCCCUCUGCCUAGAGCAAGGAGCAAGAGGCACAAGUUCCACCUUCAGCUGUCCCACUCCUCCAAGUGUGGCUGGAAUGCAGCUACCACACUGCCCCUGGAGCUGGGCUGGCCCUGGCUGCUCUGGGAUGGCCAUCCAUAGACUCUGGAGUGUCCUAUGUGCAGUGUAUAUCCAUUUCUUUUAAACUUUUUGUUUUUAUAUGUAAUCUACUUCGGCAUAACCCAAGGCCAGGCCUGUAUAGGGUGGGAAUUCUGGACCUUCCUUGUGAGCCAGUCUGUCAGAACAGAUGCUGGCUGUCUGUUCCACUUGUUUUUUUGGGAUGGAGGGUGCUGUCCCUGAGGUCCUGCUGACCACAGCAGCCCUGAAAAUGCCAGCAGAGCACAAUAAUCUUGAACAGUUUGUUUCCAAGUACUUCCUUGUUCCUUUUCAAGGAGCCUGCAAGAGAAGCUUGUUGCCAGCGGAGUCACAAAGAGGGAUUUGUUCCUGUUUUUAGCUGGAUGUUUGGCACUGGGUGAUGCAGGCUGGGGAAUGGCUGGAGCUGUGCACCUGGGGCCUCCAGCAGAGGAAAGGGAGCAGGGAAAUUCCCUAACUCACAGCUGGCUGCAGGAUUUUUUCCCCUGGACUAGGGAAUCUGCUGCAGUUGCCAGAGGCAGAUGCAGGACCCUGUGACCAGUUCCUGGUGUGAAGUGCCCCAUGAUGCUCGUAAACACAAACCUCACCCACAAACAAGCAUUGGAGCUGAUCCUGCUUUUGAGGGAGCUUUGGGCAGUGCUGUUCCCACCCUUCAGGCAGAGCCCAUGUUCCCAGGUAGGGUUCUUUGUGUCUCCAGGGGGAGCGUGCCAAGCUGGGCAGUCCCAAAGCCUGGAGAUUCCUUCCCAGUGUUACAUCAGACCUGGAGAUGCCUGUCCACUGGGAAUCACAACUUUUCCUGGGCUGCCAUUCCCUGGUGAGGGAAUCUGAAACCUCUUUGUGUGCACAUGAGGGAUGUGGCUGACAUUCCUGCCUGCCCCAAAAUGUGCUGGGAGGGAGGGAUGUCACUGGAGCUGUAGGAAUGCACAGGCUUGACACAUCCUGAACUCAGACCAGGUUUAUUAAAGCCAUGACAGUAUUUUGUAGCUAAUUUAGCCUUUUUUUAAGUGACUCUGGAAUCAGCUCAGCCAUCACCCACUCUGGGGUUUUCACUUCUGACAGGGUUGUCACCCUGUCCCUCUGCCACCCUCAGCAAGCUGGUGCCCAUCCUCAGCUCCAUAAUUCCAUCCUCUCCUGAAGGAUAUUACAGUAGGAACCCAAUUUUCUUCCACUGAGCUGCUGGAUUGUGUCUAGGGGAGAGAGAAAUAACACAGCUUUGGUUUCCCCAGCUGUGGAUUUCAGCUCAGGUGAAUUCCACCCCUGGAAUUUCUCCCUGCAUCUCUUCCCCCUGUCCUUUUGAUCUCCACGUCUUCCUGUGCCGUGAUCUGCCACACUGCAGAAACGUUGCAGCACUGGGAGUGAGAUGAUCUCUCUGGGUAGGAGAUGUUUUGGUUUGUGGGAUGUUUUUUCCCCUCAGUGUCACACUGAAAAGCACUUUGAGACAGAAGGAACUGGAGCAAUGCCUUGUCUGAGGUUGUCUUGCAUUUCAAACGAAGCAGAGAGAACAAUUUGUGAAGGAAAAUGAAGUCACUCUGUUAGCAGCAGGAUGGUUGCACCCUGCUCUUUCAUAAAGGAAAAUAAACAUUUGCUAUUAACCUCUACAA
This is a messenger RNA of Parus major (Great Tit), 4528 nucleotides long. RefSeq names its product RAB3A interacting protein like 1 (gene RAB3IL1). Gene Ontology annotation, cellular component: Golgi to plasma membrane transport vesicle. The record is from RefSeq and is a predicted model, not a curated record. Lineage: Eukaryota; Metazoa; Chordata; Aves; Passeriformes; Paridae. Gene Ontology annotation, molecular function: guanyl-nucleotide exchange factor activity. The transcript is spliced from 10 exons. Gene Ontology annotation, biological process: exocytosis. The coding region runs from base 1520 to 2809 and encodes 429 amino acids.